CUCCUAGACCUCAUUUAAGGGCUGACUGCAACUGGGGAAGGUUUUCUGGUUUAAGAUUCUUCCUUUGUAGAGUUUUCUCUGCGUGGUUCAAUCUUUAGAGCUAGGUAAAUAUUACAAAUUAGUCCACAACUGUGAAAGAAAGCUGAGUAGGAUAUUCUGCACAAGGUGGACUGACAAUAAGUACUGAACUAAGAAGACUUCAGGGGAGAGAAGAAAGACAAGAUGUAUACUCAACAGCUAACGGAAAAAUGACUUCUGAUGACUAUUGGCCAGGCUACUUGUUUCCUGAAUGCCUUCUGUGGAAAUCUCAGCUGUGCAGUAAAGGAACCUAUGGCACUCUGUGGGAUCCUGAGAGAGCAGCAUGUUAUCUUCUUGUACUGAAAGACCAUGCUGAACAUGCUUGGUAGUGAUUUUACCAAACUAAACUAUAUGAGACUAGCUUACAUCACAGGUGUUCUCUUCAGAUGGAGUAAUUUAUCUGUUACAUUACAUUUACAUUGUAAAUAUGUUGCAUUAAUGCUGAGAUCAUGAAGAUUUAGAGAAACUUGAUGUUUAGCCAUGUUUGCAGAGUACAGCUUGAGAUAGGUAAGCCAGCUGAAUGGUCAUAGUCCGUGAGUGGCGGGGAGUGAAGACUCCUGUAUAUGCACUAGUUAUGCCUGGUUGACUGUUUGCAGGUUUCCUGGUAGGUAACUUGAUAACAAAGGAACAAUAGGAAAAAAAGAGAAAUCUCAGAUCAUCCUCAAGGUUCUGGCUAUAACUAAAGACUUUCAUGGCAAAUAUUCUGGAAGGUGUCACAUUUCAUUUCUUUACAGAGUUUUCCAGGAAACAAAGACUCCAGUCAUAUUUUGGUAAGCAAGAGGAGACCAUUAUGAUUAUUUGGGCAUCUGAGAGAAUUGUGGCAGGAAAUACUUGAGCUGACACCUUUACUUCUCUGUGUGGGUGGACACAGAAGAGUCAUGCAAUAUUACCUUCUGCCUUCUCUCAAAGAUACCCUUCCUUGGAUUGAUGAUCAGGCUGGUGAUGGGAGUCUGCUGCUUCCCUGAGGCAGCAAGGAGAUGUCUGUGCAGAUGUAUGUCCCAGAAAUGCCACACUUCCAGGAGAAGAUGUCAGCUUCCUGAAGUCCCACCCACUUGGGAUGAGAUAGAGGAGGGCACGUGCCCCGUGGCAAUGUCAUCCAUUAUCGCGAUCCAUGCUGCAAAGAAAUGAGCACACUGGGACAGGAUGCAGCAGGAAUUGUGCAUCAUGGAGAAGUUCUCCUUCCAGUCAGUUUUUCUACAUGAAGCAAUGGAGACUGAGGAGGCAAAGGACCAGCUGGCAGAUGGGCACCAAACUCCAGGUCUCCAGUUUGGAAACAAUAACAACUACAUGAACAUGGCAGAGGCAAAUAAUGCAUUUCUUGCUGCAAAUGAGACAUUCCACACGCCGAGCCUGGGGGAUGAGGAGUUUGAAAUCCCACCUAUCACACCCCCGCCCGAGUCAGACCCUGCACUGGGGAUGGCAGACAUCCUGCUGCCCUUUCAGGGCCUUGGCGACCAGCUGCCAGCGCAAGGAAAUGAAUUUACACCCCAGUUUCCCCCUCAGAGCUUGGAUCUCCCCUCCAUUACUAUAUCCAGAAAUCUCAUGGAGCAAGAUGGUGUCAUCCACAGCAAUGGAUUGCACAUGGAUCAGAGUCACACCCAAGUUUCGCAGUAUCGCCAAGACCACUCUUUGAUUAUGAGAUCCAUUGUCCACAUGACAGAUGCUGCUCACUCAGGAAUCAUGACUCCCUCUCAGCUCACCACCAUUAACCAGUCCCAGCUAAGUGCACAGCUGGGGCUAAAUCUGGGAGGCACCAACUUGCCACACACUUCUCCCUCCCCUCCUGCCAGUAAAUCAGCCACUCCUUCCCCCUCCAGCUCGAUAAAUGAAGAAGAUGCAGAUGAAUCAAAUAGAGCUACUGGAGAAAAAAGAGCUGCCCCAGAUUCUGGCAAGAAGCCGAAAACUCCAAAGAAGAAGAAAAAGAAAGAUCCCAACGAGCCACAAAAGCCAGUGUCAGCUUAUGCCCUCUUCUUCAGGGAUACGCAAGCUGCAAUUAAAGGGCAGAACCCGAAUGCUACGUUUGGAGAGGUUUCAAAAAUAGUGGCGUCUAUGUGGGACAGCUUAGGAGAAGAACAAAAACAGGUAUAUAAAAGAAAAACAGAAGCUGCCAAAAAAGAAUACCUAAAGGCACUUGCAGCCUAUAGAGCAAGCCUUGUUUCCAAGGCUGCUGCAGAGUCUGCUGAGGCCCAGACAAUUCGUUCUGUGCAGCAAACAUUGGCAUCCACAAAUUUGUCUUCCUCCCUUAUUCUGAAUACUUCUCUCUCUCAACACGCCACAGUAUCGGCAUCUCCUCAAACUCUUCAACAGUCCCUUCCCAGAGCGAUUGCUCCCAAACCUCUGACCAUGAGACUGCCAAUGAAUCAGAUUGUAGCUUCUGUUACCAUUGCAUCAAACAUGCCGACAAACAUUGCAGCUCCAUUGAUAAGCUCUAUGGGAACAAACAUGGUGGCAACACCGUCUUCAUCUCAAGUAAGUCCCUCCAUGCAAAGCCAGCAGCACCAGAUACAGCAGCUCCAGCAGCAACAGAUGCAGCAGAUGCAACAACAACAGCUACAUCAGCAUCAAAUGCAUCAGCAGAUACAACAACAAAUGCAACAACAGCAUUUUCAGCACCACAUGCAACAACAUUUGCAGCAGCAGCAGCAGCAUCUUCAGCAGCAAAUUAAUCAACAGCAAAUGCAACAGCAGCUUCAGCACAUACAGCUUCAGCAGAUGCAGCAGCAGCAGAUGCAGCAUAUGCAACACCAGUCACAGCCUUCUCCUCAGCAGCACUCGCCAGUAGCCUCUCAGAUCACUUCUCCCAUCCCCGCCAUUGGGAGCCCUCAGCCAGCACCUCAGCAGCACCAGUCACAAAUACAAUCUCAGACACAGACUCAAGUAUUAUCACAGGUCAGUAUUUUCUGAAGAUAAAUGAUCUCACAGCAUCGCUUUGUGUUGAUGGAGGGGGUAGGGGUAAACCAUAUUUGGCUGAAAACUGUAAAUUGUUGAUGGUAGUUAUGCAGGAAUGCAUAACAGAUCAAAUGAUCCUCUAAAGUGUCUAUUAGAUAGGCAAUAAAGAACUACAAUGUAGCUGUGUAUCAUCUUUUAGCUGACUAUAAAUCAUUUUGUUUAAAAAAAAAAAAAAAGCUGUGCUCUCUUUCAUGUGAUGCCUUUUUAAUUUAUUUAAGCUUUACCUACAAUAUGUGAAUCAAAUGGCCUAAUAAAUACCUGGACCUUAUGACUGCAACAUGGCCUUUCAGAGUUACAGAUUUCUCUAAAAGUGAAUAAUGCACUUCAAGGCAGUAUGAACUCAUGAAGCCCUUAAAGCACAGUUGUAACUACCUGUAAAAUGAUGAUUGGAUUUCAUACAGUCAUACUUGUAUGACAUGAGUUUGUUGAUGGCAUUUUUUGUCAUGAAAAAAAAUAGAGUAAGUCACAGAUUUUUGCCAAAGCUCUUAAAUUUCUGUCCUAAAUAUCUUCAGAAAAGCAAAUGCGAGUAACUGAACUUCAAUGUUUGAUCCAUCCUUUCACUCCAUUUCUCCCAAUAAACCUACCAUAGUUUGUAACAAAAUAUAUAUUGACAGUUACCCUCUUACGUUAAUUCCAGUUACAGAACAAAUGUGAAUAUUAUAUUCUGUGUGGAAGUGAUGAGUUUCAGAUUUAAUACACUGUAUUUUUAAAAGGGAAAUGCACUUAACUAAGGCUAUUAUUACAAAAAGCUAAGAUGAAAAAUGCAAGAGUUUUUAAUACGCUGUAAAACCAGUAGAAUAUUUAAAAGAAACUCCACGACCGAAUAAUCAAUGUAAAUAUUUUCUUUAAAAGUUGUAAGUUUUCAUAUCAUGUGUUGUAAAGUUUUCAUAAAUGAGGCUUUAAUGUAAACACUGGUAACAUGAAUUAUUAAUUGCUACAUUGCUUAUUGUGUUUUUAUGCUGUUUUAUACUUUUUUAUGAGUUACGAUAGCAGCAAUUAAGUUGUUUGUAUUUUGCUUAUCUAAAAUAAAUGCUUUUAUCUUGCUAUAGAAUAAACACAUUUCAGUAAAA
Molecule: messenger RNA, 4097 nt
Organism: Gallus gallus (chicken)
Lineage: Eukaryota; Metazoa; Chordata; Aves; Galliformes; Phasianidae
Gene: TOX3
Product: TOX high mobility group box family member 3
Exons: 17
Coding region: 1222-2982 (586 amino acids)
Biological process (GO): regulation of transcription by RNA polymerase II
Cellular component (GO): nucleus
Molecular function (GO): chromatin DNA binding
Source: RefSeq, a predicted model, not a curated record